AACAUCAAGAAAGCAUGGCUCACCUGGGUGAACGUAAAUGGACUCACAUGUUCCCUUUUCUGGUGGUCUCCCUGGUGUACUCUGUCAGUGCUGAAUACUCCAACUGUGGCGAGAAUGAAUACUACAACCAGACCACAGGCAUGUGCCAUGACUGCCCCAAGUGCGAGCCAGGCGAAGAGCCUUACAUGACUUGUGGAUACGGCACCAAAGAUGAGGACUAUGGCUGCAUUCCUUGUCCUUCAGAGAAAUUUUCCAGAGGAGGUUACCAGAUAUGCAGGCGGCACAAAGACUGCGAGGGUUUUUUCCGAGCCACAGUCAUGACACCUGGAGAUCAGGAGAAUGAUGCAGAGUGUGGCCCUUGUCUCCCAGGUUACUACAUGCUGGAAAACAGACCUCGCAAUAUAUACGGGAUGGUGUGUUACUCGUGCCUGUUGGCGCCUCCUAACACCAAAGAAUGCACAGGGGCAACCUCUGGCAUUUCAUCCAUUUUUCCAAGUACCUCUGGCACAAGCACUUUCUCUCCAUACCAGCAUGCUCAUAAAGAUCUUUCAGGACAAGGACAUCUGGCUACAGCUCUUAUAAUUGCAAUGUCUACCAUCUUCAUAAUGGCUAUUGCCAUUGUUCUUAUCAUCAUGUUCUACAUUGUGAAAACAAAACCUUCUGCUCAAGCCUGCUGCAAGAGCCACUCAGUAAAAAAUGUUGAAGCUCAGGCUAACACACAAGAAGAGAAGAAAGAAGUGCAAGAUAAUGUUGUGAUAUUCUCUGAGAAAGAAGAGUUUGAAAAACUUACAGCAGCUCCAGCUAAGGCUGUUAAAAGUGAAAAUGAUGCGUCUUCUGAGAACGAACGACUUCUAAGCCGUAGUAUGGAUAGUGAUGAAGAAGCUGCGGUUGACAAGCAAGGGACUCCAGAGAGAUGCUUGUUAUCUUUAGUGCAUUUGGCCAGAGAUAAAUCUUCUACAAGCAAUAAAUCAUCUGGGAUUCAGAGUCGAAGGAAAAAGAUACUUGACGUGUAUGCUAACGUGUGUGAUGUUGCAGAAGGUCUGAGCCCUACAGAGCUGCCAUUUGACUGCCUGGAGAAGACCAGCCGAAUGCUCAGCUCGACCUACAACACAGAAAAAGCUAUCGUGAAAACGUGGCGCCACCUUGCCGAGAGCUUUGGACUGAAGAGAGAUGAGAUAGGUGGUAUGACAGAUGGCAUGCAGCUAUUUGAUCGCAUCAGUACAGCAGGUUACAGCAUCCCAGAACUGCUAACCAAACUGGUGCAAAUCGAGCGGUUGGAUGCUGUUGAAUCCUUGUGUGCAGAUAUUCUGGAAUGGGCACAAGCAAUGCCUGCUCCUGAACCAGCAGGGACAUCUUGA
Messenger RNA from Dryobates pubescens (Downy woodpecker), 1358 nucleotides. RefSeq names its product ectodysplasin A receptor (gene EDAR). The record is from RefSeq and is a predicted model, not a curated record. Gene Ontology annotation, molecular function: signaling receptor activity. NCBI's taxonomy places the organism in Eukaryota, Metazoa, Chordata, Aves, Piciformes, Picidae. Bases 15 to 1358 code for a protein of 447 amino acids. Gene Ontology annotation, biological process: positive regulation of JNK cascade; positive regulation of canonical NF-kappaB signal transduction. Gene Ontology annotation, cellular component: plasma membrane. The transcript has 11 exons.